AUGACCAACCUCCUUGACUUUCCAAUCGAGGUAUUCCAGAUGAUUGUCUGCGAACUAGUCAGCAGCGCGAUUGACGAAUCUGCACAUUCUAUUUAUAGCUUUCAGAUUGAGGAUGUCUGGUUGCUGCGAAAUGUUUGUCCUACCUUCGCCGCAGAGAUCGAGCGCAGCGUCUUCUUCCAGCAGCCAAAAGCGAUAUAUCUCAACAGCCACUUCAUCCAGCGCCUUGUCCUUGAGCGUUUGCCCCAGUACGUCAUGCAAGUCAAGCGGAUACCGGGAAACGUCAAUGAAGGCUUCCGUGCAAGACUACAGCGCAUGACGAGCUACAUCCUGCAAGAGCUUGACAUCAAAGAUGAGAAGCAACGCGCAGACGCAAUCGAGAAAUUCUACGUCAGUUUACGCAGAAUCGUUAUUGAGUCCCGAUUGACUCAUGCCCUGUGGUGCGAUUGCGGUCCCUCGUGCUCUUACGUCACUGAGAGCCAGAGCAAUACGGAGCUAUCUGUCCAAGAUAGGCUUUACACAUCUCUCAUGGUCGGAGCGCAUGAUGUUCUUGCUGGUAUUCUCCAGGAAGUCAGUGGUGCGCAACAUGAUCGACUCUUCAGCAUACUACCUUUUGGAGUCGCUCGGAUUUUAGGUGACACGAAGUCGAUUGACGUUAUCCUCCGUCAUCUGGAAACGCGCCCAUCGUUGGAGCGAACGACUCUUACGAGUGACAGUGGGAUAUUCCCAAUACGCAAAACCAUCAGCACCCUGCUGGCUAGGGACAGCGGUACGAUCGCCCAAGCUUUACUCGAGUUCCACAAGAAGAAGCUACCCUCCCCCUCGGGUCACGUCUACGCCUCCUGGAUCUACAGCGCUGUCCAUGAGCGUACGACCAACCAUCUGCACAAUCUAAGGGCCGUCUUGAACAUCCACCCUAAGGGUAGCACACAGGUCUGGGGCGAAACGAUGAUCACCAUAUGCGCCGGAGGCAGCUCUGAAGAUGUCCAGGAAGCCCUCAAGCGCGUUGAGGAUGUGGACAAGGGAACAGCGCUGGACGCUCCUAUCUUCAUCGCUGUUCGAUCCGGUCGUGUAGCCGCCGUACAAGGAUGCAUCCAGGCAGGCGCCAGCGUCGACCUCGCCGUGUGUUCCGACAGCCCAACACUUCACAAGGACACCAUCACCCCCCUUGACGUCGCCAUGGACCGGAACGAUGGUCACGUUGCAGACGUUCUCAUCAAGGCCGGUGCAAAAAUCCCGCACAUAUCGCAGUGGCCAGGAACUAGGCGCGUGUACAAGGUGUUGCGAAAGGCCGUCUCGGAACGCACCAACGUCAAGCUGCCGGCUCUGAGGGACUUUCAACAUAUGAGCCUGGCAGAACGCAGGGACAUACAAUAUUAG
Alternaria novae-zelandiae is the source of this 1377-nucleotide messenger RNA. RefSeq lists its product as uncharacterized. Bases 1 to 1377 code for a protein of 458 amino acids. The transcript has a single exon. The record is from RefSeq and is a predicted model, not a curated record. NCBI's taxonomy places the organism in Eukaryota, Fungi, Ascomycota, Dothideomycetes, Pleosporales, Pleosporaceae.